This is a messenger RNA of Rubroshorea leprosula, 832 nucleotides long. The record is from the annotation of a GenBank genome assembly. NCBI's taxonomy places the organism in Eukaryota, Viridiplantae, Streptophyta, Magnoliopsida, Malvales, Dipterocarpaceae.
AAUGAAUCAGAGUUCAAGCUGGGAACCCACACCGGCACCCAUGUUGAUGCUCCCAGCCACUUUUUCCAGAAGUACUAUGAUCAAGGAUUUGAUGUCACUACCCUUAGCCUAAAAGUGCUUAACGGUCCUGCUUUGGUAGUUGAAGUUCCAAAGGACAAGAACAUUACUGCUGAAGUUAUGAAAUCUCUGAAUAUCCCUAAAGGAGUACGUCGCGUGCUUUUCAAAACACUUAAUACUGACAGGCAGUUGAUGCACAAAACGCAGUUUCAUUCAGAUUUUACUGCGUUCAUGGAGGAUGGGGCAAAGUGGUUGGUAGAAAACACAAACAUCAAACUUGUUGGGCUUGAUUACCUAUCUGUUGCUGCAUAUGUUGAUGCCGCCCCAGUACAUUAUGCAUUUCUGCGAAAUAGGGAAAUCAUUCCACUUGAAGGCCUAAAUCUGGAUGACAUCCAACCAGGAAGAUAUAGUCUCCAUUGCCUCCCUCUAAAGAUGGUUGGUGCUGAUGGAUGUCCAACAAGAUGCAUUCUCAUUUAAGAUAGAAACUUUGGUUGAGAAGUAACUCUAAAACAAGGCUAUAAAAUUGUUCCAGGAGAUGAAUAAUAGCUCCAGAAGGUAUAGAAUGGAUCAAACUGCGUCCGGACAUCUGUGUGCUUAUAUUUGAAUCCAUCGAACCUUUGUAAGAAGCUAGUAUCUUACUAAGGUUGAUGUCCGGCAGCCAUGGGUGGUGGAGAUUCACAGUUAUAUUUAUGAGUUAUGUUGAGCUUCAAUUUUGUGGGCGUUUGUUGUGAGCUAACGAACAGAUUUCUUGGCUACAUAAAACAAAACAGGUCAU